Amphimedon queenslandica is the source of this 827-nucleotide messenger RNA. RefSeq names its product tyrosine-protein kinase Fgr-like. Gene Ontology annotation, molecular function: protein binding. The annotation marks the transcript as partial. The transcript is spliced from 6 exons. The record is from RefSeq and is a predicted model, not a curated record. Lineage: Eukaryota; Metazoa; Porifera; Demospongiae; Haplosclerida; Niphatidae.
UCACUAUGAGACCUUAGUUAAUAUUAUGUACUGAUUAUAGGUUAAGAAUAAUGAGUGUCUUGCAGAGGAGAUUAAACUAGCUGACGGAGAGAAACAAGAACUGAGGACUUUACUUGAUUACAAAGAAGGAUCAAUAUUUGAACAAGAUAAACAACUGAAUAUCAUCAAAAAAAGAAAAGAGUAUAUCAAAAGGACACUACAGACACCAGAGUCAAAAUCGAAAGUGAAGCUACUGACUAGAGGGAAGUUGGUAAAUAAAAUAUUCAAAUCAAAGAAAUCAGAAACUCAGUAUUUCCGAACCUUUCUCCUAAUGAAAGCAGGAAGAGAGGAGGCAUUAGUGGAGUAUAAGAAAGAGAUUGAGUUACUACAAGAAAAUGUAUCAGUAACUAGUGUACAACUGCUGAUGAGUCAGAAGGCAAAUACUCACAAGAAGGAUCAGUGUACACAAUCACUGGUUGUGGAUAUACCAACAGCAAAAUCUGUAUACACAGCACGUUACGACUAUCAUCCAAGAUGGAGUGACGAAAUAUCAUUCAGUAAGGGAGAGCAGCUAGAGAUAUUUGACAAUAAAGGUGACAUCACUCAGUGGAGAGGAAGAUCCUUGGUGUCUGGUGAUGAGGGACUCAUUCCUAGUAAUUAUGUUUACUCAUUGUUGGAGUCACUUCAAUUGUUAGAGUUUAUACUGUCAGUGAAAGAAGUGUCUCUUCCUGUUCUACAGAAGAUAAGAAAUGAUUCAUCUAGUAAUGAUGAGAAAGCUUCUCUUUUCUUGGAGACUAUUAAUGAUGAUCCUAUUAUGAUAUCUGCACUGAGACAAGACAAGCAUGAAG